AGUAGGUCUCUAUUAGGUAGACAGAGAUUAGUGGGUGACCCGUCGAUCCUGACGUUAGAUCUUGUUGGAAGUCGAGUUACGAGGAAGUGUCCGAGAAUAUCCAGAUGAUGUUUUACGAUGGUCUAUAGAAGGGAACAUGUGCUUGGCACGACUGAAAUGAAGAGAAAAAAGUGAGAUUGCCGGGAAGCCAAUUAGGGCUCCGUUACACCACAAUGAUACUUUUAAAAUCAUUGUGGUUUUCUUGGGAUGUGAGAGGGAAGGUUCUUGGAAGCAUCUUGCUUCUCCUUGCUGCUGGACCGUUGUCGUACCUCUCAUUUGAUAACAAGGAGAGCCGCACUCUCAGAGGCAGAAGUAGUUUGGGGCUCGUGGCAGCUGAGCCUGUCUCUUCUGAACAGGACUCUGUGGACGUGCAAAGGUUAGAGGAGCUCGACGCUUCACACCCGCUGAACAAAACUGCCUCGAAUAAGCUCCUUCAAUCGUACUACUCGUUCGGCGCAGACCGCUACGCUUGCGAUGGACAAUGCAUGUAUUGCAGCAAUUCGCACGCCCAUUCCCGGUGGGCACGCGUGCGGGAAAUUUUGACUACGUAUAAAGAGAGACACGACCGAGCUGUGCUAGCGCAUGACUAUACUAUAGCGCAAGCUUGGCAUUUCGAGAUCCAGGAGCUCUUGGAUUGGUCAUGGGAUCGCCAUAAGUUCGAGUGCAUUCCGGGGAUCAUCAAUCUGCGGCUAGCAUCAUAUGUUAUGACUCGGCGUCAUUAAUGAAAAAUUGGUACUGGAGGAAUUGAAUUCGAUACGCCCCAGAUCAAAUGUAAGGUGCACGAGUGGAAGCCACUCGUCGGGUAGAUUCUGAGAAAUACCUAAUUUUCGACUCGCCUUCUUGGUUUCAUAUUCCGCUUUACGCCGCUGACGCAGUUCUCAGAUGCUGAUGAUGAUGUGAUGGAUUGGCUGAUUCAGUUUAACGCACACACUGGAGUUUUAGACCUCCUCCAGUCUGCGUGGCCACAACUGCUGCAGGGUGGGUGGCCGAUCUUCAUGCUGAUGGACGAAGUGAGCCGAAAGAUGCGAGCUUUUCUCAAAGACAGGGGUAGUGAAUACCCGAAAUUGUGGCACACGUCGUUGUGCGAUGCACAGGAUGCCGGACAGCAGUUUGUAGAGGAGUAUUGGUCGUUGUCGCGGAAUUUACUGGACCGUGGCGCAAACCUAGAACUUGGUCAUCACAUGGGCCUGGUGCUGAAGCGUCCGCAUUGUGAAGUCGGACUGUCCACGGCAUUGUUGGGUGUGGCUUCCGAACUGAUCGAGCGGCACGAGAUUUACAUGAGCAGCAUGGAGGAGCUGCAUAACGUCAUCUUUGUGCUAAUCACGGCCGCGCAAGAUUCAGUGAUCAGUUACUCAAGGAAACGCAAUGAUAUCUCACUUUGGUUCGACCUGCUGUUGACGAAGUGGCCAUUGUGGAAGAUGCUUGACCGUUUGUCCUGCAAAAGCUCGUCCUUGCCGUGCGUAGUUCGCAGUGGCGUGCGGUGUUACUCUCCGACGCAACGAUCCUACGUGGACUGUCACACGAUAUACAAGCGACCAAGCUGGAAGCCAAGCUAUGCGCUCUGCGGCGAGCACGACACUUGCACACUGCUCAACAGCACAAACAACUUGAAUUUUACAUAUUACGAAACAAUACCGUGCAUAGACUGGAAACAGCCGAAGACUGUCCUGCUAGAAGCGGAUCGUGAGCAUGGUCCUGAGAUGUCGGCCGCAAUUACAAAACCAUUCUUACGACAUCUGACGCACGAUGACGAACAGCGAAUCUGUUCGCAAUGCGGCCAAGAUGGAGUCUUGCGAACAAUAUUCCGGAAUAUUCGCUUUGCCAACACACCCGUUGUCGUUUUUGAGCGAAGAGAGCAGCACGACGCUACUAACAGGACCGGACUCGUGGAUGUUUUCUUACCAGGAUCAGUGCCGCAUACUUGGAACGAGGGAGAGGAGCAGUCGAACGAUAUCUCGGAGGCUUCGAGUAGUGAGCUUCAGAUAGAACAACAAGCCGCCGUUGAUCGUCAGGGACUGCAAGCAUCUCGUGUGGAUGUCAAUAUGGGCAGGAAAAUGCUAUCGUCAUUAGAGGCGCCGCAAGCAGGUAGACUUUUUAGUCGCGAGUUGGAGAGUGGAUCGGUGCCGCCACUAGGGACGGAGGUCAAACGCGCCCCAGCGGAAGAGGCGAAAUUGCAGGAACAGCAACUCCUUCGCGAAGUUGCCAAGCAAGCAGUUGUUGAGCAAGCAGUAGCUGCUGAAAAAGAAUUUGACUACACACCGCCUUUUUUCGUCGAAUUCGGCGCGAGGAAACCACACAUGCUAAAUUCCGCGUGGCUCAGAGAGCAUUGCGGCUGGCGCGGUUUGAUUAUGGAUUUCCAACCUGGCGGAACAAAGCAUGGAGGUUGUGGAAAGGGCUGCGUCGGGAAGGAUCUCGUACAAAACGAGUUCAUCACUUACGAAGAAGCGGCUUAGCUCACUACCUCUUCUAUCGUGGGCGAUUAUUCAACUAUUUUUUCUAGACAGUGUUUCUAGUAGCUAGUGGAGUGUCUAACUUUUUGCCGAAAAUGUGAACGAAGUCUUCCAGAAGUACGGCGUUCCGAGGGAACCGGAUUUGCUGACGAUCGAUAUCGACUUCAACGAUUAUUGGGUCUGGAAGAGUGUUCUGGAACGCAAAGAAUAUUACGGCUGACAUUACGAGCUCUUUCAAAGAGAAGCACCUCAGCAUUCUCACAAAUUUGUAAUUCUAAGCAUUUUUUCCUCGUGUUGUCGCUGUCGACUACAACGCAGACCUAUCUUUGGAGGAGACCAAGGCAGUACGUUAUGACGCAAACUACGAAUGGGACGGCACUAGGUACACCACCGCGUCCCUGCACGCCUAUUUUAUGCGAAAUGGUUCGAAUGCUGUGCGAGUCGUACAUAGUUCCCCAGUUUGUUAUUGUACCAGUUUGAUCAACAAAACGUCCACGACCAAGUUUUGCUAUUGACAGAGAAUAAAGGAUUUUGUUUGACGCUCAAUACCGGGCACUAGUUCUCGUUUGCAAAAGUUGGAUGUUGGAAAUUUACCUCCCAGGAAAGUUAGCAAUGAUGAUUUUUCGCUUGUGAUGAGAAGUUAUACUCCCACCAUACUGUCCUUCAUAAUGGACCUCCUGGCACAGCAGCAUGGAUACGAGUACGCCUACAACUUGGAAAUGGGGAGUCACGCGUUUUUCAUUAGGCGUGAUCUAUUACAUCCGGAUGAUUGGAGUUUACCGAUACGCGCAGUGACGAAGUUGAGCCACAAAGCCGACUACUCAGGAAGACCGUUUUUGGAUACGCUCUUCGCGACACUGGGGAAGUCACCAAGUGCAAAAUAAAGGUUGCCAAGAGGUGUCGCAACCAAAUGAUGAAGGUCAAGGUCAUCUUUAAGGGUUGCGGAGGGUUUUCAUAUCGGAGAAAUAACGACUACGACUGCGCAUCCAUUGACUCGAAGAAGUUUAUAGCUGCUGCAACAAAUAUAAUGAGAAAUCUGCUAGAAAGAUGAAGACUGUGUUGUUUUUUCGUUGAUGAACUUUUCGUGUAUCCCGCAUGUGUCGCUUGACGCACUUUUUCAGGCUCAGGAAAGAAUGAAAGAUGAAUAAAAACAUGCUGUUUGCAGUUCCCUACGCCGAUACAUGGUGCGCAUUGUACCUAC
This is a messenger RNA of Amoebophrya sp. A25, 3690 nucleotides long. NCBI's taxonomy places the organism in Eukaryota, Dinophyceae, Syndiniales, Amoebophryaceae. The record is from the annotation of a GenBank genome assembly.